GUCUCACUUCACAACAACAGUUCCUCUCUUUCCCUCGGACAAAAGAAAGAGACAUUGAGCUUCAAAUUUCAAUGGCGGCUGCUGACGUCACUAACGGUACUCAAGGUCCCCCACAAGCUCGACAAUCUUUACUUCCAGAUUACACUCAGCUGAUUUUGGAAGCCAUAGACGCAUUGGACGAGAAAGCCGGGUCGAAUAAGACAACGAUAGCGAAGCACAUCGAGUCGACUCACUCCGAUCUCCCAGCGGCUCACACCACUCUACUUUCCCACCACCUCAACAAGAUGAAACAAAGCGGUCAAAUAGUCAUGUUAAAGAACAAUUACAUGAGACCUGACCCGAAUGCUCCACCCAAGCGUGGACGCGGGCGUCCUCCUAAACCCAAGGCUCCUCUCCCACCCGGCACCGUCGUCUCUCCGCCUAGACCUCGUGGUCGUCCUCCCAAAGAUCCACUUGCUCCGCCUAAACCGAAACCCACUCCUGGGACCGGAAGGCCACGCGGACGGCCCCCUAAGACGGCUAAAGCUACACCGCCCGUCGACCCUCCAACUCCUGGAGUUAAGCGAGGCCGUGGUCGACCGCCGAAAGUGUAACCCACCGGCCACCGCGAAUUCUUCUUUUAUCUCUUCAACUUUUUAAUAUUUUUAGAUGGUGUUAGUUCUCUCUCGUCCACUAAUUAUUAUUUUAGGUUUUUUCCCCAAAAUUUUAAUUUUUUUCGGGGGGUUUGCUUCUGUGUAGAAACUGGGGAGGCUUCAGAUUUUAAUGACUCGUAAUUAGCAUG
Messenger RNA from Hibiscus syriacus, 781 nucleotides. Its product is annotated as HMG-Y-related protein B-like. Lineage: Eukaryota; Viridiplantae; Streptophyta; Magnoliopsida; Malvales; Malvaceae. The record is from RefSeq and is a predicted model, not a curated record. The transcript has 2 exons. Gene Ontology annotation, biological process: negative regulation of DNA recombination; nucleosome assembly; chromosome condensation. The coding region runs from base 72 to 593 and encodes 173 amino acids. Gene Ontology annotation, cellular component: nucleolus; nucleus; nucleosome. Gene Ontology annotation, molecular function: double-stranded DNA binding; nucleosomal DNA binding.